This is a messenger RNA of Triticum aestivum (bread wheat), 1147 nucleotides long. RefSeq names its product L10-interacting MYB domain-containing protein-like. The record is from RefSeq and is a predicted model, not a curated record. The coding region runs from base 169 to 570 and encodes 133 amino acids. NCBI's taxonomy places the organism in Eukaryota, Viridiplantae, Streptophyta, Magnoliopsida, Poales, Poaceae. The transcript is spliced from 2 exons.
UAUGCGUGCACUGGUCUGAAGUGUGUUAUGUGUACUGUUCUGUUCAAUUGAUUUGUGCAUAUCCAAGUUACAUGAGCUCCUGAUUCGUGCAUACACAAUUCACAUGAGCUUCAUAUGUGUAUUGUUCUGUUCAUAUGAUUUCUGCAUAUAUUUGAGGACCAAAGUGACAUGCAUUUUCUUAGAGAAGAGUCGAGCAUGACUGCUGAAUGGAGCGUUGAAAACACUCAGAUUGUUUGCGAGUUGUUUGCUGAGCAAGUGAAUGUUGGAAAUAGUCCAGGCAAUUAUUUGACACCAAAGGCAUUUGAUGAGGUGACAAAGCAAUUUAAGAUGAGAACUAGGCUUGACUGCACAGAUACGCAAUUGAAAAACAAAUGGGACAAGCUUAAAGAUGAAUUCAACAUAUUCAAGAAACUCAAGUUCCGGGAGACCGGAGCCGGAUGGGACUAUGUGAACAACACCGUGUCACAAGAUGAUGAAUGGUGGAAAAAGGCUAAAAUUAUAUCACAACUGAUGGUACUGACCAUUGGAAUCCCUCUUCGGGCAUGCCUCGUCCCUCUAGUGCGGCAGUGAAAGUCAGCGUCAAUGUUGAUGAGAUCGAAGAUCUUGAUCUGGAUGAGACUGAAUAACAAGCAUCUCAAACAACACCUACUUCAUCUAAAGUGAGGCUUGAAAUCAUCAUUCCAGAGAAGAACAAGAAACCCAAGACCGCACAAGUGAUGUGUGAGAAAGUUAUAAGGAUUGGUGACAUUGCCGAGGCUUCCAACUCAUCAUUUCAGUCUUUCCUAAAGCAAGAUGAGGAGAACUGUGUCAGCUCGGUUAUGGAUGAAGUCAUUGCUUGUGGUGCAGCACCUGAUACCGAUGAGUUCUUCAUGGCUACCGAGUUGUUUGUGAAGAUGGAGCAAAGGGAGAUGUUUCUUUAUAUGCCUCUUGAGCCCGAAAGGGUUGGUUGCGCAGGAAGUAUGACUUGAAGUAUGAGAAGUAGUUAAUUUACAUGCACACUAUUCCAUCUAUUUGUGAUGGUCGGCUAUCCUUUGCUAUCAAAACUAUUUGCGUCUAUGUUGUUGAACCUAGUGCUUGAUACCAUUCUAUCUAUUUAUGUACGCAUUGUGAACCAUAUUUAUGUCUAUGUUGUUGAACUACUUGACAC